Messenger RNA from Vicia faba (fava bean), 741 nucleotides. NCBI's taxonomy places the organism in Eukaryota, Viridiplantae, Streptophyta, Magnoliopsida, Fabales, Fabaceae. The record is from the annotation of a GenBank genome assembly.
AUGCCAUCUUCAAGUUGGAUUUGUACCAAUAACUCAAAGAACGUGCUUCUCCGGAUUGUCCAUCCCGGCGGUCGUGUUGAGCUUCAUGACAGACCUGUAACUGCAGCUGAGAUUAUGUGCCGCAACCCAAGAUGCUACGUUGCGCAUCCGUUUGUGUUUCAGCAACCAUGGGCAGUUGUUGAACCAGACACAGUGCUCAUGCUUGGACAAAAGUACUACGUAGUGCCGAUAAGUACUAUAAGAAAGCUUCAAGGCCUUUCUCCAAGGAACUCUCCUUCUCCUGCUCGCAAAAUUACAAUCGGUACUUUGUUCGAUGAAUCUAAAAGCACACAAUCCUACACAGCGAAUGAAGAUGACAGUAUGAUUUCUGGUUGUUGUAUCUUCAAGAAAAAGAGUGUUACAAAGAAAUCUAAUCAUCAGAAGCAACAUUCAACGAAUGCGAGCAAGAUAUCAGAAACAAAAUCAGACGUUAUAAAUCAAAGAACAGAUGUAAAUGAGAAUAACGGUGGUUCAUCGUAUGAUAACUUCAUUGCGCGCCUAUUAAAUGGAGGAGUAACUAAAGCGAAAGCCAGUGAUGCGACAAAGGAAACAAGAACAUCGCCGAGCAGCACUAACCUUCAUGCUAACAAUACACUAAACAGGAAGAGGAAGACCGAUUUAGCAGGAAAAAGAGGCUCGCCUAAGAGAGCAUGGUCUUCUGAUUAUUGGCAACCGAGUCUAGAUAGCAUAACCGAAGAAUGA